AAUUUAUAGUCAGUAGUCUUCCUCAUCUCUCAUUACAUUCACACAAACAACAAUCACUUACACACUCAAAUGGCUGUAGCAGCUUAUGCAUCUUUGGUUUCUCUCACUGAUGUUCUCGACAAUGUUCAACAUCCUGCUCGUCGUCAUCGGCUUCAUCUGGACAAGGAACAGAUCCAGAGCUUGCACCAAAAGGUUGUGUUCUUGCAGCACUUUCUUGAACUUCAUUCCCAAAGAAUAAGCCCAGAAAUGGAAGAUCUGGCGAGGGAACUAGCUGUUGCUGCCGAUGAAGCAGACGAUAUCAUUGAUUUCCACAUGGUGAAUCAACUUCUUGAAAGAUCUCAAGAUAAAGAUCAUCAUAUGGCUGCUCUCUCAUCCUUCCGUCAGGAUAUCGACAAAAUUAUCAAAAAGAUUGAUUCCAUCACGGAAAAGUUGAUGAUGGUUAAAGAGGAACGGGUUGACAUUCAAGAACACCCUCCUAUAGUUUCUGCUUCUAUGGGUUCUAACGCACCUUCUUCCCGUGACAAAAAUACUAUGGUGGGAUUUGAUGAACGCUUACUUCAGGUCGUGGAUGAGCUUACUAGAGAUGAAUAUGAUCUUCGGAUCCUCCCAAUCGUAGGGAUGGGAGGCAUUGGUAAGACAACUCUAGCUCAAAAUGUAUUUGACCAUCCAUAUAUUAUCAAUCGCUUUGAUAUACGCAUUUGGUUUACAAUAUCUCAACAAUAUAGCGUUCGAGAAGAUCUUCUAAAGUAUCUUAUAAAUGACAAAAAGAUCCAAGCAAGUGCUGCGGAUGAACUAGACCUAACUAAAUUAGGAGAAUGCUUUCACAAACUUUUAUUUGGUAAAAGGUAUUUGAUUGUUUUGGAUGAUUUGUGGAGUAUCAAAGCAUGGGAAGAUUUUAAAAUGUCGUUCCCAGAUAAUAGCAAUCGAAGCCGAAUUUUGGUGACUACUAGGUUGUUGGAUGUGGCUCGUCCUUUGGGCUUUGACAAUCAUUAUUUCACAAUGACUAUUUUAGACAAUGAUCAAAGUUGGAAUUUACUAUGUCAAAAAACUUUCGCACGAAAAAGUUGCCCUUAUCCAGAGUUGGAAGAAAUUGGGAGGAAUAUUGCUAGAUGUUGCUACGGGCUUCCUCUAGCAAUUGUUGUAAUUGGUGGGCUCCUUGCAAAAUCCAAUCAUACACGAGAGUAUUGGGAGUUUGUUGCAAAGAAUGUAACCUCAUUUGUCAAUUCUGGAGAUGAUGAUCAUUGUUUAAAGAUAUUGUCUUUGAGUUACAACAGCUUGCCGAUUUAUCUUAAACCAUGUUUUCUUUAUAUGAGAGUUUUUCCUGAAGAUGAUUGGAUUGAAGCCUCUAAGCUGAUAGAAUUAUGGAUCAGUGAGGGGUUUCUAAAACUAUUAGGAGGUAAAAGUAUGAAAGAAGCUGCAAAGGAAUGCUUGAAGGAUCUUGCUGACAGAAAUCUGAUUUUCAUUCGUAAAUGGACGCGUAGUGGGAAAAUAAAAGAAUGUGGCAUUCAUGAUAUUCUAAGAGAGUUAUGUUUUAGAGAAUCUAAGAGAGAAAAUCUUAUUCGCGUCCCUAAAGCACACAAGAUUCCUCUUUCAAUAUUGAAUGACGGUGAUGUCUGCUUUCAGUGUGGUCAUUGGGUGAAUAGACAUAAUAAGAUACAUCUUCAAGAAGUUGGUGUUGGCUCGCAAUCAAUAAUGGUUGCGAGUACAUUAGUGUGCGAGGCUUGUAAUAAUAUGUAUCAAAAUCUUAAUAAAUUAAGAUGGGUGAAGGUAUUCAAAUUGGGAAAUGAUGAAUCCCAUGUAACAUGUCCGCUACACACAAAGUUGUCGUACGUUAAGGUUGAACUAUCUGGUUGGUUCGAGGAGAACCGAACACUUAUAAUUCCUGGUACAAUUUCCUUACUUUGGAAUCUACAGAUUUUGGAUUUAAGUUAUUUACAAACAGUGUCGUUGUCUGAAAUUUGGGAGAUGCCAAAACUUAGACAUUUCCAUUUUGGUGGCAGGUUUCCUGAUGUACUUAAGGGGCAAGAUUUCACUAUUUUGAAAAACUUAAGUACAAUUAAGAUAGGAGAGUUUUGUUGUAGUAAGGAGGUUGUUAAAAGAAUUCCAAACUUAAGGAAAUUAAGAGUUGGUAUGUGGUUACCUGGUGAUUGUUCUGUCGCUCAGUUCAAUAAGCUUGAAUCACUCUCUUUAUGCUGUGGUACUUCGGAUUUGGACUUCCCAACUUCACUAAAGAAGUUGAGUUUGUGGGAUUGCGAAAUUCCUUGGGAAAAGAUGACGAUAAUUGGUUCUUCAUUGCCCAAUCUUGAAGUGCUUAAAUUGAAUAAUGCAUGUGUCGGGCCGGAGUGGAGUCCAAACGAUGGGGAAUUUCUUCAGUUGAAAGUAUUGGUCAUUUGGAGUGAGGAAUUGGAGCAUUGGGGAGCAGAGGAUAUCCAUUUUCCAAAUCUACAUGGGUUGUAUCUAGAAUUAAUGGAUGAAUUGAAAGAGAUCCCUUUAAGCAUUGGUGAUAUAUAUACACUACAAUCCAUUCAUUUGCUAGGGUGCAGUGUCUCUGCUAUGAAUUCGGCAGUACAAAUAGUGAAGGACCAAAAGGAGAAAGGAAAUGAGAAUCUUCAAGUUUAUGUAGAUUGGAAACAAGUCGAUGAAGAACAGGUCUUUUUAGACUCCGAUGAAGAAUAA
This is a messenger RNA of Sesamum indicum (sesame), 2676 nucleotides long. RefSeq names its product putative late blight resistance protein homolog R1A-10. Gene Ontology annotation, molecular function: ADP binding. Gene Ontology annotation, biological process: defense response to other organism. The record is from RefSeq and is a predicted model, not a curated record. Lineage: Eukaryota; Viridiplantae; Streptophyta; Magnoliopsida; Lamiales; Pedaliaceae.